This is a messenger RNA of Sphaerodactylus townsendi, 689 nucleotides long. RefSeq names its product cytochrome c oxidase assembly protein COX19. Gene Ontology annotation, biological process: mitochondrial respiratory chain complex IV assembly. NCBI's taxonomy places the organism in Eukaryota, Metazoa, Chordata, Lepidosauria, Squamata, Sphaerodactylidae. The record is from RefSeq and is a predicted model, not a curated record. Gene Ontology annotation, cellular component: mitochondrial intermembrane space. Bases 433 to 630 code for a protein of 65 amino acids. The transcript has 3 exons.
AAAGAGGAAGGAAGGAAUGAAUAUGAAAGAAAGAAAAUUGAAGGAAGGAAGGAAGGAAGGAAGGAAGGAAGGAAGGAAGGAAGGAAGCUUAUAGCAAGAAUAAAAUUGUUCUAGUCUUAACGGUGCCACUACUGGAUUCAAAAAGUUUUUCCUGCUGCUUCAGACUAACCGGCCCCGCAUCUGAAGCUGCCUUCUUGGAAAUCAGCUGCAAUCCAGUGAGAUCUCCUGAUCCCGCCCCCCCCGGGAGGUUGGCAACCUCGAACGGGGUGAUGUUUCCCACGACUACCGUCCCUCCAUCUCCCAAGCUUUCGGCGGUCCUCGCUCGAGUCGCUCUGCGAUCGCUCGCUCUGGCCUGGCCCGACGCCGGAAGCCGGAAGUGGGGAGCUGUUCCUGUCCCCGUGGGUGACAGGCUGAAGCGGCGCCUCCGUUGCCAUGUCGACGGCGAUGAACUUCGGGAGCAAGAGCUUCAAGCCGAAGCCUCCGGACAAGGGCUCCUUCCCCCUGGACCAUUUCGGUGAAUGUAAAGCCUUCAAAGAGAAAUACAUGAAAUGUCUGCGGGAGAAAAGCUUUGAGAACAACCUAUGUAGGCAGGAAUCGAAGGAAUACUUAGAAUGCCGAAUGGACAGGUGACUGAUGGCCAAGAGAACCACUGCGGGCUGGGCUUCAAAGUUUACCUCGUGGAAAGAAAA